AUGAAAUCAAUAGCAGGGAUUUUUGAAUCGUCAUUAGACAAUUUUGAAAGAGAAAAACCUAUUUGCAACACACCUUUAAAAGUGGAAAUGAAACCAAGUCCUAUAAGAAUAAAUAAAAUUGAUUUGCUAAAAGUUGAUAAAAAUUGCUUGAAUUCUAACCCUACUUAAGAUUAAAUAAUUUAAUGAAAAAAUUAAAAAAUAAUAAAAAAAUCAUUAAAAAAUAAUAAAAAAUAUAAAAAAAUAAUAAAAAAUAAAAAAAAAUAAUAAAAAAUAAUAAAAAAUAAUAAAAAAAAAAAAAAAAUAAUAAAAAAUAAUAAAAAAUAAUAAAAAAUAAUAAAAAAUAAAUAAAAAAUAAUAAAAAAUAAAUAAAAAAUAAUAAAAAAUAAUAAAAAAUAAUAAAAAAUAAUAAAAAAUAAUAAAAAAAAUAAUAAAAAAUAAAAAAAUAAAAAAAAAAUAAAAAAAAUAAUAAAAAAUAAUAAAUAAUAAAAAAUAAUAAAAAAUAAUAAAAAAUAAUAAAAAAUAAUAAAAAAUAAUAAAAAAUAAAUAAAAAAUAAUAAAAAAUAAUAAAAAAAAAUAAUCAAAAUAAUCAUAUUUAAUUAAAUAGGAGUAAGAGAUCGUUAAGAGCUGUAACAGAAAGAAUACCUACAAUGACACAGCGAAGUAAAAGUGUUAACCGAUUAAAUCCCAGGGAUAUUGAUAUAGCUGACAUAUCCAGGUCUGAGACUGAGAAAUAUUAUUUGUCCGUAAUAUCAGCUUUAAAUACCGACAUCCACAGACUUAACUAUAUCCUCGAAGCCAAAGUAAGUUAUAUUCAGGACAAAGAACUCGAAAUUUUAAAACAGCAAGGCAAAAUCCAGCAAAAUCGAUAUAACGAAUUAUUACAAGAACUCGCCAAUAAAGUAACAAAUAAUUAGAACUCAGAAAUCACGAGUUUACUCUCUACAAAACUGCCGAAAAUAGAUAAAAAAUAA
Messenger RNA from Blepharisma stoltei, 971 nucleotides. The record is from the annotation of a GenBank genome assembly. NCBI's taxonomy places the organism in Eukaryota, Ciliophora, Heterotrichea, Heterotrichida, Blepharismidae.